Psylliodes chrysocephalus is the source of this 3524-nucleotide messenger RNA. The record is from the annotation of a GenBank genome assembly. Lineage: Eukaryota; Metazoa; Arthropoda; Insecta; Coleoptera; Chrysomelidae.
AACAUCGCCAAGAUUAUCCGCACGUGCAUGCUCCCCUUAAAAUCUGUUCAAAGUCGAUGAAACGUCGAGUUUCCCAGACAGCAUCGGCGGUCCCCUCCAAUCUACAAACUCCUAGGGGCUCAAUUACCGAAUCACCUACUUUGGAAUUGAUACAGCCAGAUACGGAUACUUCAGGAAAUCGCCCAAUUGCCCGGGUAGUGCCUAGUUCAAAAUUUGAUCUGGAUACACCGAAAAACUCUACUACUGAUUCGCCAAGCAUCAUCAAUCCUGAAUCUGGUCCAACCGAAUGCAAGGGAGGAUCAGAUUCAGAAUCAGAAUGUGUGUUAUCUGAUCCGUGCAGUUAUCUCACGCGGGAAGACGACGCCGAAGAAGAGUCGCCUGAAAGAAAAGUUUCAUUUUUGAACAAUGAAAACGCCGACAAGUUCGACUUGGAUGGACUCAAAGACAAGAAAAAACGUCGUCACCAUCAUGGACAUCACGGACACAGAUCGAAAUUUAGAAAAUAUUCACUACCCACGGAUACAAAGCAAUACAGCACUGAGAAUACUGAACUGUUAUUCAGCAAAAGCAGAAGAGUUUCCACGCAACCGGAAGAUCAAGAUCUUACUCCUAAUGACAGAGACCAGCUGGAUAGUCAUAGAUCGGAUGAUCCCAGAGCUCUUAGACGGCAUAAGACCCAUAAGGGCACUAUUAUGCAUGUUGGAAAAGGGUUGGAACUACAUCCCUUUCUUAAAAAAUUGUAUGAUCAUAGCCCUCAUGCGAUCUUUGUCGAACUAGCGGAAUAUUUUGAAGGAGGCGAUGCGAGUGAAUGGAAACAAACCGCUCGUUGGAUCAAGUACGAAGAAGAUGUAGAGGAGGGCGUAGAUCGCUGGGGUAAACCGCACGUGGCCUCUUUGAGUUUUCACUCGUUGCUCAACUUAAGAAGAUGCUUGGAAGAAGGUCUCGUCAUAUUGGAUCUGGAGGAAAAAGAUUUGCCGGGGAUAGCGUACAGAAUAUCGGAAGAUUUGUAUAAGGAGGACCUGAUUAAAGAGGAGGACAAAGCCCGUGUAAUGAGAACGUUGCUCCUACGUCACAGGCACGUUAAUGAUCAUCAAAGUUCGGGAUUCAGAUUCGCUAAUAAGAAACACAGUUACACGUCACUACAGAACUUAUUAGAAGCGGAAAAACGCAAAAUCAGCUUGUCAAUUGACGGCAAUAUAAAAAACGGUGAUCCGUCUCACGAUGCUCUUCUCAUCAAACACCACGAGAACCAUCACACCGUGCUGGACAUGAAAGACGAUCACACGUUUAGCGCCAGCAACGAAGACAUCAGGAAAGGACACCAUGACGCGAUCAUUAAAAGGAUUCCUGCUGGUGCUCAGGGAUCCACCGUUCUAGUCGGGGAGGUGGAUUUUUUGGACCAGCCGGCGAUAGCGUUCAUCAGAUUGGCUGAAGGAAUCGUUGUGCCUUCAUUGAUUGAAGUUGAUAUACCAGUCAGAUUUAUUUUCCUACUCCUCGGUCCUAAACUGCCAAACAUCGAUUAUCACGAAGUCGGUCGAUCCAUAUCAACGUUAUUUUCGAAUCAGCAAUUCCACAAUAUCGCUUAUAAAGCGGACACCAGAAAGGAAUUACUUUCAGCAAUAAACGAGUUCCUAGACGACAGUAUUGUGCUGCCUCCCGGCGAUUGGGAGCGGCAAGCGUUGCUGCCCAUCGAAGAGAUUAAGUCGAAGAGUGACGCCAUCAAGAGGCGGAAGGAGAACGCACUGAGGAAGGCUCAAGAAGCUCAGGGAAUCAUUCCGAAACCUUUGUUAGCUCAAGAUGGCGACGAUAAAAAACCUCCAUACGACGACCCCUUGAGACGAACCCGCAAGCCUUGGGGUGGCCUAAUCAAGGACCUCAAACGUCGAUAUCCUUUCUACAAAAGUGAUAUUACUGACGGUCUCAAUCUACAAUGUGUAGCGGCUGCGAUCUUUAUGUAUUUUGCGGCUGUGUCAGGUGCUAUCGCCUUCGGUGGUCUAACAGGAGACAAAACGGAAAACCUCAUCGGCAUAUCAGAAACUCUCCUUUGCACCAGCAUCAGCGGAAUAAUAUUCGCAAUUUUUGCCGGACAACCAUUGGUCAUCGUCGGUACCACCGGGGCCCUUUUGCUCUUCGACGAAAGUCUGUUCCAGAUCUGCAAAACGAACAACAUAAACUUUUUAUCGACUAGAGUGUACGUGGGUAUAUGGCUGAGUGUGAUUGGAAUAGGAGUAGCAGCUCUGGAAGGUAGCGUUUUGGUGAAACUGUUUACUAGAUUUACGGAAGAUAUUUUUUCAACACUCAUAGUAUUACUGUACAUAUUAGAGAGCGUGGCCAAGGUGUGCUUUUCAUUCGAGAAACAUCCCCUGCUGGCAAAUUACUUCGAGAUUAGUGCUUUUCCGAUGGGAUCUAACGAUACCAUCAUAAUCGACAAUGGCACCGAUACUAAAAAGAUGAAUCUGCACUUUGUUAAAAUGAUUCCAAUGAUGGAUGGUAACGGAAAUUUAAUAAAUCAACCUAAUACGGCUCUGUUCUGUACCAUUCUCACUUUGGGAACUUUUGCCAUAGCUUACUAUUUGAGGAUGUUUAGAAAUAGCCAAUUUUUAGGCAGAAGUGCUAGAAGAGCUCUAGGAGAUUUCGGUGUGCCUAUAGCAAUAGUGAUAAUGGUAACCGUGGAUUAUAUGGUGCCAGAAACGUUCACAGAAAAACUAAAUGUACCUGUUGGAUUGAAACCCUCUAACUCCGAAAAAAGGGGAUGGAUAAUAUCGCCUAAGGGUAUUCCAGUUUGGAUCAUGUUUGCAUCUGUAAUUCCCGCCUUGCUUGUUUACAUUUUACUGUUUAUGGAAACUCAUAUUUCAGAAUUAAUUAUCGGUAAAGCCGAACGCAAACUGAAAAAGGGCAGUGGUUUGCACCUGGACAUCGUUAUAAUUUGCAUCAUCAACGUUCUGUGUGGGUUCUUUGGCUUUCCAUGGAUGUGUGCUGCAGCUGUCAGAUCAAUCGUCCAUACGUCAGCUUUAACGGUGAUGUCUAGAACGCACGCUCCUGGAGAGAAGCCCCACUUGAUAGAAGUCAAAGAACAACGACUGUCUGCAUUCUUUGUUGCCAUUUUUAUAGGCUUGUCCGUUUUCAUGGCACCUCUAUUGAGACUGGUGCCAAUGGCUGUGGUUUUGGGUAUUUUUUUAUACAUGGGUGUGGCCUCUAUUGAUGGUAUACAAUUCUUCGACAGGACCAAGCUACUCUUCAUGCCUGUUAAGCAUCAUCCCCAAGCGUCGUACGUCAGAAAGGUGAAAACUAUGAAAAUGCAUAUGUUCACGUUCGUCCAAUUAAUUUGUCUGGUGAUUUUGUGGAUAAUCAAAUCAACAAAGGCAUCUUUAGCAUUCCCGUUCUUUUUGAUUCUGCUGGUUCCACUGAGAGGGCAAUUACCAAAAUUUUUUUCGCAGAGGGAACUUAGAGCUCUAGAUGGCGACCAAGCGGACGGCGACGAUGAAGAACCCGAUUUCUAUGCAGAAGCGCCACUUCCGGGCUAA